Molecule: messenger RNA, 836 nt
Organism: Arabidopsis arenosa
Lineage: Eukaryota; Viridiplantae; Streptophyta; Magnoliopsida; Brassicales; Brassicaceae
Source: the annotation of a GenBank genome assembly
AUGCUCAAUCCAACGAACACUAAAAAUAAUCAAAAUUAAAAAGAUGUCUGCCCUUCGGCUAAGAAACGCAAACACUCCGGCUCCGGAGCUCGACGAGUUUUCCGACCAGACACCGUUAGAAUCACGGGUUCUCGAGAGACAGAUGUCAAUGUCUCAGCGAGCCAUGUCAAACACCCUGACGUCAGCAGCCAAUCUCUCAAACCUACUCCCAACGGGAACACUCCUCGCGUUUCAACUCCUAACGCCGGUUUUCACUUCAAACGGCGUUUGCGACCACGCAACGCGUUUCCUAACCGCCGUUCUCCUCUUCCUCUUAGCGGCGUCUUGCUUCGUCAGCUCCUUCACCGAUAGCGUUAAAGCCGACGAUGGAAUUAUCUACUUCGGUUUCGUCACGUUCAAAGGCAUGUGGGUCGUUGACUAUCCUGACCCGUCCGGAUUGGGUUUACCCGAUUUAGCCAAAUAUCGGAUGCGGGUCGUUGAUUGGAUCCACGCUACGUUGUCGGUUUUAGUGUUUGGAGCGGUUGCGUUGAGAGAUAAGUAUAUAACUGAUUGCUUUUGUCCGUCGCCGGAGGCAGAGACGAAACAUGUCUUGGACAUUGUUCCGGUGGGUGUUGGAGUUAUGUGUAGCCUUUUGUUUAUGGUUUUUCCGGCGAGGCGUCACGGGAUUGGAUAUCUUGUUACCGGUAGCGUUGAUCGCCGGUGAUUUACAUUUAAACCAACAAGAAACGGUAGCGUUUUCUUGGUGGGUUGACUAUUUUCGUUUGUUUUCUUUGUUUGUAAAGUUGUAUAAUUAUACGUUAUGACUAUUAUUCUUUUAAUAAAUUUUAAUGUUGUGU